This is a messenger RNA of Exaiptasia diaphana, 452 nucleotides long. Its product is annotated as transcription initiation factor IIA subunit 2. The transcript has 4 exons. Gene Ontology annotation, cellular component: transcription factor TFIIA complex. Gene Ontology annotation, biological process: transcription initiation at RNA polymerase II promoter; RNA polymerase II preinitiation complex assembly. The record is from RefSeq and is a predicted model, not a curated record. Gene Ontology annotation, molecular function: RNA polymerase II general transcription initiation factor activity; TBP-class protein binding. Lineage: Eukaryota; Metazoa; Cnidaria; Anthozoa; Actiniaria; Aiptasiidae. The coding region runs from base 46 to 381 and encodes 111 amino acids.
AACAGCUUUUUACAAAGGAUCAAAGGGUCCAUUUUAUUUGAAAGGAUGAGUUAUCAACUUUAUCGCAAUACAACAUUAGGAAACAGUUUACAAGAGAGUUUGGACGAACUCAUUCAGUCUCAGCAAAUAAGCCCACAGUUAGCAYURCAAGUGYUACUCCAGUUUGACAAGGCAAUCAAUCAUGCCCUAUCAAACAAAGUAAAAAACAAGAUCAAUUUUAAAGGUCACCUAAACACUUACAGAUUUUGUGAUAAUGUCUGGACAUUUGUUCUUACAAGUGUAGACUUCAGAGAUUUAGGAGAAAUUGUGAAAGCAGAUAAAGUAAAAGUAGUUGCAUGCGAUGGAAAAGGGUCAGCCACUGCCGAUACAAGUGCUUCAUAGUGGUGUUAAGGGCAUUUACAAACUUCAUGUACGAUAAUAACAUUUACUUUUUGUAAAAUAUGUAAACUAUU